Messenger RNA from Mus musculus (house mouse), 543 nucleotides. Its product is annotated as predicted gene 5108. The coding region runs from base 124 to 429 and encodes 101 amino acids. NCBI's taxonomy places the organism in Eukaryota, Metazoa, Chordata, Mammalia, Rodentia, Muridae. The record is from RefSeq. The transcript is spliced from 4 exons.
AUUGCCUAUGUGACUACUGACCAUGCUUCUCUUGUGGGAGCUGUGGGGAGCUGGCGGUAACUUAGGCAGGGGCCAGAGUUCCAGGAGCAUGAGGGAAUGCCUACCGUGUCAUGAAGGUGAAUUAUGACCAUCGGGGUUCAGACCUUAGCUCAACUGGAGACCAGCCUGCAAUUCCCCACAACAAGUCUUGCAGCUUGUGAGAGGAGAUGUACUUUGCUCAGCCCACAAUUAAUUAUUGAAGUCCAAGGCCUAGUGAAGUUGUAUGGUAAUCCAGAGAAUAUCAGAACGAGGCUGGCACUGAUCCAAGAAAAAGACAGCUGCAUUUCUCUCUCAGAAAGGAGUAUCAUGGAAGAGAGGAUGGAACACUGUAUGAGCCAAAGAACACCGAGGAGUGCUGCAAAAUGGUGUCUUCUGGACAAGACAGCAUGAGUAUCCAUUACCUCAUGACAGCUGUAUCUGUCUGAAUGGGUGGUGGUGGUGGUGGUGGGGUGAUGCUGAGCAUUUUCUGAUGAAAAGGGAAGGAAGAAAUAAAUGAAUUAUCGG